GUAAAAUCAAUACCGGCGUUAUUAUGCGACGUGAAUUGCGGUUUUGCUGGCAGGUAGAUUUCUGGGUAAUACAGCAAUAAACUGAGCCGACACUAAUUAACGUAUCACUGGGAAAUCGUACACCCGGAAGUAUCUGUACCUGUUAAUAAAAUCACGCUAGUGUCGAUAUCGUAUAACUGCAGUUUGCAAUUUUAUUUCAUAUAUUGUACCGGCAGCGAAAUGUUUUAUUCGCUGCGUAUACAGAUACAGAGUUUGCUCAUAUUCCAGUUUUAUCUGAAAGCGGUACUGCGGUGCUGGUUAUUUUGUUUUCUAACUUAUUCAUCAAAAUUUCACUUAGAUUUUCUUGAUGCGUUUUAUUUUUUAUUAACGAAUUUUUAAAGUAAUUUAUGAUGGCUAGUAAACCAUUCUGGUUUUAUCGAAAUUACAUAAUUAAACGCAUUCCAAUUUUAUCUGAACAAUGGUGUUCGAAAUUUUUUUUUAACUUACUGAUGUAGAAACCGUCAUUAUGGCUUGGUGAAAUUUAUUUUCUUCAUUCAUGAACCUUGAAAAUAGUUUAUUCUGGCUGGGAUUAUUUCUCUGAAAGCGACGUUUGAGACUUUAUUUCUUGCAAAACUUAAUUCAUUUAGUAUAUUUCGUUAUUAUAUAUCGUUGUUACAUAUUUCGUUUAGUAUAUUUCGUUAUAAAUUUUACAUAAUUUUUUAUAUUGAAUACUGUAUAAAGCUUUAAAAAAUGCCGGUAAACAGUGAUGACAAAUCCAACGAGAAAAUCCCGAUAAUUCCCAAACGCACAGUCCGUUUUACCCAGUCCAUUCCGCUGUGCACAAUUGACCCGCCCUCCCUGACGUCCACAUCCACCGGACUAACCGCCAUCCUAUCGCCAGCACUGCCGGCUGACCAGAAGCGUCUGCAGCUAGCCCGCGUGCUGAUGCUGCAGCGCGAUACGGAUGAGAGCCGGCGCGCACACUUCUGCCACACAGUGACCCGCUGGUGUCUGGGCCUGCUGUUGGCGGUGGUAUUCGCCGCUUUUGUUUUGUCCCUCUUUUCGCCACUGAUCGCGAAACACCGGGAUCUGCUGGGUCUAUCGGCUGCCGAGGUAUAUCAGAUAAAUGUCAUGGACUUAACGCACGAUUAUCAUUCCGAAUACGGACUGCACUGCAACGAAACCGGCUGCGUUGUGCCGGAGCAUUUUCCUUGGGAGACAUUUAUCCAUCGGAGAAAACGCACAACAACCGAUAACUUUCCCCUCGGAUGUACCGAUCUAAAGGUCACGGAUAUCUGGAACGCCACCUUUGCUAGACUCCUCACGGAAUCAACCAUCCGGAUGCUGGAUGUCAACGGUGACGGGAUCGAUGACGUCAUUUCCGGGUUUGCAACAGGUGGUGAUGGGUACAACGUACCGGCUGUCAUCUGUGAUAUCUACUUUGACGGACAGCAUCCGUGUUUCGGCGGUGUCAUGGCGCUGGAUGGGCGGGACGGGACGCUGCUGUGGCAGGCCAACACGGAACAUGAAGUGUUCGCGUUAAAUUGCAAUGCGGAUUUGAACGGGGAUGGCGCGAAGGACUGUGUUGCAGGAGGAAGAGCUGGGGUGCUGCUGGCAAUUGAUUCCCGGAACGGAUCUCGCCUCUGGACCUUCCCGGUCUUAAGCACGGAUCUUGCUAAUUUUUACACAGCUCAAGUUCUCGCCGACACUGAUCGGGACAACGUCCCGGAUUUAUUAGUAAGCCAUGGUGGCGACCCGCUGCGAGCUCCUAACCAACCCGUCACCAAACCGGGACUGCUGUACAUCCUAUCGGGCAGAACCGGGAACAUUCUUCAACAGGUAUCGAUGCCGGACGGUGGCGAGACGUACUGCUCUCCACAAAUCUACCAGCCAACAGAAGGCGAGACCCGUGUUCUCUUCGGCACCGGUGGAGAAACGCACGGCGGUCAUCUGUACAUGAUCGAGAUGAAGUACCUUUUAGCCGGUCGCAUGGACCGGGUCGUGUCCAUUCUUUCCGAUCCCCAUAAAGGCUUCAUGGUUCCGGCGGUACUGGUGGAUAUUAAUAACGAUUUUGUGGUGGAUAUCGUGAUUGCCAUGUUUAAUUCGACGGUGGUGGCAAUUGAUGGUGGCAGUUUGAAGAUUAUUUGGCGGUAUACUACGCUGAAUGGGGAGACGUAUAGCACGCCGGCGGCGGGGUAUUACAACGAGGAUAACGUUCCGGAUUUCUUUAUUAAGUACUCGGUUGGUGCCGGUUAUCCAGUGUAUUAUUACGCCGAAUCCACAAUUUUGGAUGGACGCACUGGCAAACCGUUACUCUCUUCGCCCAUCCGCGAUGUAAUUGGCUCGCAGUCCUCGCCGCUUACCGUCUCCAUCCAAGGCGAUACCGACUGGUUCCUGUACUGGCAGUCGGACUGCGCCAACACUUCCCAAUCUCCGUCGACCUUUAAUUUCGCCACGGGAACCAAGGUCCACCAGCAAAGCCGGGCGGACUUUUGCCGACUGCGUUUCAACAGCCAUGGCUACACCCGGAUGUACGCCAUUAACCGUCACACCGGGGCACCGGGAAUCGUGGUCUACGAUUCACGGACCGUGGAGGACCUGGAACGCAGAGGAAUUAUUGAUACGGUGGCCAUUGGGCAGCGGUUCCUGCAAACGCAUCCCGAUUGGGUGCCGGAGAAGCCGCGACCUCGUCGACAUGUGGGUGCGCAUGAUGAAGCCGGGAUCCAGCGGCUGAUCUCCACGGGAAGCUUGGCAGAAGGAGUUCCUGGUCAGAUUGAUUUGGUGUUUGCGACGUACGUGUUCUAUCCGACGAAAACUCGGGUGGUUCUGGCGCAGGAUGAAGAAUGUGUUCGACAGAAGGUUGCUGUGUUAAAAACUGAGAUUGACGCAAAGACACAAAUGCGGCUGGAAGCGGAAUGCGUAAACGCGAGACUGGGUGUGCCAGUGGAGGAAGCUGAGAGCUAUCGGGAUUUAUUUGAACUGAAAAUGGGUGCAAUGACUGUGUAUCGUAAACGAUUACAGUGUUAUCCUAACGGUCAAAUUUUACCAGCUGCGAAGCAGUCGUGGUCCGCUUACAUGGGCACAACGGGAAGUGGUGACUUUUUGCGAAAAUCUGUGAAUAAAUAAAGUACCGAGCAUUUUAUACGAGGAAUCAUAAGCAAGUACAGCAAAGUCUCGCAGUGGAUUACUGAUGGGAAAACCAUUUUUUUGUUAUCCGGCGUUAGUUAUCGAAAGAGGGAAUGCCCGCGUGCUUAA
Paramacrobiotus metropolitanus is the source of this 3234-nucleotide messenger RNA. RefSeq lists its product as uncharacterized. Gene Ontology annotation, molecular function: protein binding. Bases 730 to 3105 code for a protein of 791 amino acids. Lineage: Eukaryota; Metazoa; Tardigrada; Eutardigrada; Parachela; Macrobiotidae. The transcript is spliced from 8 exons. The record is from RefSeq and is a predicted model, not a curated record.